AUGUGGAUAUUUAUUUUCUUUCUACCAAUUAUCGCUCAAUGUCAACAUAUUGAUGAAUUAGUUGACAAACUUCGUCAUUUAGAAUCAUUUGUUGAACUUCAAGGAGGAAAUUUUCGAAUGGGUAUUAAUGAUAGACAAGGGAUUAAUAUGGAAUAUCCGAUCAAGCAAGGACAUGUAAAACCAUUUAGAAUAUUUCAAUAUCCGGUAACUGUUGCUGCUUUUCGUCGCUACACUCAAGAUAAAACUCGCUAUAGAACUCAAGCAGAAAUCAAUGGGUUUAGUUUUAUUUUUGGAAACUCAUCAAAGCACUCGAUUGUUAAUAUUUCAUCUGAAGAUGAAGGUUUUAUUCCUGUUGAAAAUAUUCGUUGGAAUCGUCCUGAAGGUGAAUUAACUGAUAUAUCAAAUAUAUUAUCGUAUCCUGUGACACAUGUAUCAUGGAGUGAUGCUCAAGCAUAUUGUUCAUGGAAAGGAAUGAGACUUCCAACUGAAAUGGAAUGGGAAUAUGCAGCACGUGGUGGAUUUGAUUCAACUGCUUAUCCAUGGGGCGAUCUGUGGCAAUUAAAACGAGUUAAUCUAUGGCAAGGAGAAUUUCCAUAUGGAAAUCAAUUACGAGACGGAUUUUAUCGUUUAUCACCUGUUGAUGCUUUCCCUCCACAAAAUAAUUAUCAAAUUUAUGAUAUUUUAGGCAACACUUGGGAAUGGACUUUAACAAAAUAUCGAGAUUAUGACAAUGUCAAUGUUAGUUCUGAACGUUAUAUAGUAAAAGGUGGUUCGUUUGCUGAUACACGUGAUGGCGAUACUAAAAAAGAUCAUAUUCAAGUGAGAACAAGUGCAAGAAAAGGUUUUCGUCCUGAUUAUACAGCAGAAAAUCUAUCGUUUCGUUGUGCACAAUCAAUGGAUUCAAAUAGAAAAUUAAAUAAAGAUUAUGAAGUUAUUCGACUUCGUCCACCGGUUCAUCAUCAUUCGAAUGAACCUCAUGAGCAUAUCUAUCACAAAGAUGAACUUUAA
Rotaria socialis is the source of this 1008-nucleotide messenger RNA. The record is from the annotation of a GenBank genome assembly. NCBI's taxonomy places the organism in Eukaryota, Metazoa, Rotifera, Eurotatoria, Philodinida, Philodinidae.